UCGCGGGCUGCCUGGCUGGCGGGGCCCGCGGGGAUCGCGGCUCCUCCGGAGCUCCCUUCCCGGGCGGGGAAUCCGGGCCGGGUUGUGGCCGCCGCCGCGUACACCAGGAGGAACAUGGCCAGCGUGCUGUCUCGCCGCCUCGGGAAGCGGUCCCUCCUGGGGGCCCGGGUGCUGGGACCCAGUGCUUCCGAAGGGCCGUCGGGGACCGGGCCCCCCUUGGAGCCGCAGGUGGAGCUGCCCGAGGGGCCCCCUCCCCAGCCCGCCCUGGCCUCCAAGGACCCAGAACGCCAAGAACAGCCCAAGGAGGUCCUCCAGGCCCUGGGCUCCCCUGGCCUCCAGCAGCUGGCGUUUCAGCCUGGACAGAAGGUGCGCGUGUGGUAUGGCGGCCGGGAGCGCGUGGGCCUGGUGGAGCAGCACCUCGGGGCGGAGGACAAGGUGAUGGUCUGGCUGCUGGACCAGAAGCUGCAGAUCUGCUGUAGAGCGGAGGAAGUGUGGCUGGCGGAGCUGCCGGGCGCCGGCCCCCAGGGCCCGCCCCAGGAGCAUGGGGCCCGGGGCCCCCCAGCCUACAGACCCGUCUCCAGGAACAUCGACGUCCCCAAGAGGAAGUCGGAUGCGGUGGAGAUGGAUGAGAUGAUGGCGGCCAUGGUACUGACGUCCCUGUCCUGCAGUCCGGUCGUGCAGAGCCCCCCCAGGGCAGAGACCAACUUCUCUGCGUCCCGCGUGGCCUGUGGGGACCCCUGGAAGGAGAGUGGGGACGUGUCCGACAGCGGCAGCAGCACCACCAGCGGGCACUGGAGCGGGGGCAGUGGCGUCUCCACCCCCUCCCCGCCCCACCCCCAGGCCAGCCCCAAGUACUUGGGGGACGCCUUCGGUUCUCCCCAAACCGAUCAUGGCUUUGAGACCGACCCCGACCCUUUCCUGCUGGACGAGCCGGCUCCACGGAAGAGGAAGAACUCGGUGAAGGUCAUGUACAAGUGCCUGUGGCCCAGCUGCGGCAAGGUCCUGCGCUCCACCGUCGGCAUCAAGCGGCACGUCAAAGCGCUCCACCUGGGGGACACUGUGGACUCGGACCAGUUCAAGCGGGAGGAGGAUUUCUACUACACGGAGGUGCAGAUGAAGGAAGAGUCGGCUGUGGCCGCCGCGCCUGGCCCUUCCGCCCCCGGGACGCCCUCUGCCGAGCUAGCGUCCACCCCCCGGGUGACCAGCCCGUCCCUCGCUGCUCCUCCACUGCCUCCGCCCAGAGCUCCGUACUCCAGACCCGAGCAACCCGGCCCGGAGUCUCCCCUGCCCUCGGGGGCGCUCAGCAAGUCAGCCCCCGGCUCCUUCUGGCACAUUCAGGCCGACCAUGCCUACCAGGCUCUCCCCUCCUUCCAGAUCCCCGUCUCCCCUCACAUCUACACCAGCAUCAGCUGGGCUGCUGCCCCUGCCGCCACCCCCCUCUCACCGGUCCGCAGCCGAUCGCUCAGCUUCAGCGAGCCCCCGCCACCGCCCGCGGUGAAACCUCACCUGGCCGUCACCUCGCCGCCCCGGGCGCAGAGCAGCACCAGGAAAGCCCGCGGCGAGGCCAAGAAGUGCCGCAAGGUGUACGGCAUCGAGCACCGGGACCAGUGGUGCACGGCGUGCCGCUGGAAGAAGGCCUGCCAGCGCUUCCUGGACUGACCCGCCCUCCGCGCCGCCGCCGCGGGGAGCCCCGGCCACGCUCCCGCCC
This is a messenger RNA of Perognathus longimembris pacificus (Pacific pocket mouse), 1708 nucleotides long. It is a transcript of the gene Znf395, whose product is annotated as zinc finger protein 395. Gene Ontology annotation, cellular component: nucleus. Bases 115 to 1659 code for a protein of 514 amino acids. Gene Ontology annotation, molecular function: DNA-binding transcription factor activity; RNA polymerase II cis-regulatory region sequence-specific DNA binding. The transcript is spliced from 11 exons. The record is from RefSeq and is a predicted model, not a curated record. Gene Ontology annotation, biological process: regulation of transcription by RNA polymerase II. NCBI's taxonomy places the organism in Eukaryota, Metazoa, Chordata, Mammalia, Rodentia, Heteromyidae.